AUGAAUUGCCAAGAAUGCAUUGAAACUCGAAGACACUGUGGCAUCUGGUUGACGUUAUUCCGUUGGUUCUUUUUCGCACGUGGCACAAUUCCAUUACCGAUAAGAAACAUUCUGCCUUGCAUAAUAAAUAUUAGCAUUUUAGUCGCUGGAUUCUGGUCCGAAGCCAGCUGGGAAGAAUGGUGGACCUAUGAUGGUAUUUCCGGUCCAGCGUUCUGGGGCUUAAUAAAUCCGCAGUGGUCUCUGUGCAGCAAGGGCCGACGACAGAGUCCCAUCAACAUAGAGCCAGACAAGUUGCUCUUCGAUCCUCACUUGAGACCCGUCCAGGUCGACAAACACAAAGUCGCGGGGUAUCUCCACAAUACCGGACAGUUUUUGGUGUUCAAGGCCGACAAGGACACCAAAACCAGGGUGAACAUCACCGGAGGACCACUUGCGUAUCACUACCAGUUCGAAGAAAUCUACAUCCACUACGGGAUGUCCAACGACCAGGGCUCGGAGCAUCAAGUUAACAACUACGCUUUUCCAGCUGAGAUCCAGGUCUUCGGAUUCAAUGCGGAGUUGUAUCACAAUAUGAGUGAAGCGCAGCACAAAAGCCAAGGACUAGUUGCCAUUUCGCUGAUGGUCCAGCCCAAAAAGCUCCCGUGGGUCAUCUUUCCCUGAAAGAACUGAUGCCGGACACAGACGGAUACAUGACCUACGAGGGAAGCACCACGCACCCAGGCUGCUGGGAGACGACGGUCUGGGUGAUCGUCAACAAGCCCAUAUAUAUGAGUGCUCAAGAGCUCUACGCAUUAAGAAGACUAAUGCAGGGCACCAAAGAAACACCUAAAGCUCCUCUUGGGAACAACCGCAGGCCCAUUCAGCUGCUUCAUCACAGGACUAUCAGGACGAAUAUUGAUUUUCGGAAGGCGCCGGACGCAAAAUGUCCGUCAAUGGUUCCAACCACGCACUACAGAGCAAACACGUGGACCGAUGGAACGAUAAGCCGGAAUUCUUUGUAAUAAAAAAAAAAAAGAUAUCAAAAAUAAAAAAAAAAACUAA
Messenger RNA from Cotesia congregata, 1041 nucleotides. The record is from the annotation of a GenBank genome assembly. Lineage: Eukaryota; Metazoa; Arthropoda; Insecta; Hymenoptera; Braconidae.